This is a messenger RNA of Pocillopora verrucosa, 993 nucleotides long. RefSeq lists its product as uncharacterized. The record is from RefSeq and is a predicted model, not a curated record. Lineage: Eukaryota; Metazoa; Cnidaria; Anthozoa; Scleractinia; Pocilloporidae.
GUGCGCCGACAUUCCCCCGUUAACUAUGAGCCUCUUGAAUACAACUUCAAUCAGACCCCGUGGAUCCGAAACCUUAAAACUUUAUGUGGUAUUCGGAUUCCUUGUUACUGUGUUCGCUUCUAAUUCCAAAGACGACGAUGUCGACCCUCCGAUGUUGCCAUUCCCUCUUCCCAGACGUACUCCAGGGUUCGUUUUCAAUGGUGGAAAAUCUAACGCUGCGAUUCACUUAUCAGCAUUUCUUGAUCUCACUUGUGCUGACUCGAAGCGAGUUUGGCCUAUGAUUAAGAAACUUGCCAACAAGUAUGGACCAACGAAGAUUCGUCUGACAGUUCAUUUCUUCGCCCUCGCGUACUUUGACAACGCCUUCAGGGCUUUAAAGAGUGUGUUCAUAGUGGCAGCCUACAAUUCGUCUUUACUGUUCCCAUGGGUGGAUGAUGUUUUCAAAAACCAAGAUCAGCUCAAGAAUUCGGCGAGGACCUCGACAAUGAGCCCAGAGGAUAUUGUACAAGUUAUCACGCAGAUGGCAAAAAGAGCUGGCAUUCUCUCAAGGGUGAUGAGUGACGGACUAAGAAGUCAUGACAUCGAGUACGAGGCACGCAUGGCUUGGAAAUUCGCUUGUUCUAAGGCAGUGAUGGGAACACCUACGUUCUUUUUAAAUGACGUAUUUAUUGGAGGUGAUGCCUCAUCAAACUGGGGUGAAAAACAAUGGAAUGGGAUGAUUGACAAAAUUUUGACGUAAUGGACUGAAUUGAAGUUGACAUCUUGGCACGUCGACAGCUGCCAUAAUGAACUUAAAGUCUGCGAUCGUUUGAAUGUCGAGUGUGGUUCUUCGUUGGCUGAAUUAAGAGGGAACAGAUCUGGUUUGCUGGGGCAUAAAUAUCAGUGACUUGUUGCAAAUUCCCUUCCUUGCAAUGCUUGACAUCCCAACAUUGUUUCACGAUUGAUUAGUCUUGAACCAGUGGUAUUUUCGACUUUGUUUGUUUGUAUUCACUA